Molecule: messenger RNA, 1170 nt
Organism: Talaromyces stipitatus ATCC 10500
Lineage: Eukaryota; Fungi; Ascomycota; Eurotiomycetes; Eurotiales; Trichocomaceae
Product: Maleylacetate reductase, putative
Exons: 2
Coding region: 1-1170 (389 amino acids)
Cellular component (GO): mitochondrion
Molecular function (GO): alcohol dehydrogenase (NAD+) activity; metal ion binding
Source: RefSeq, a predicted model, not a curated record
AUGAUUUCUGGUCAUUGGAGCCCUGGGUUACGGAAUUUACAACAUGUCUUCUAUGGUCCCGGGUGCGUCGAGAAACAUUUGCUUGGUAUCUUGAAAACUUCUUCGUCCAAGGUCUUCAUCGUCACUGGUACGUCCUUGGCGACAAGAACGCCCCUGGUGCAGCAACUUGAACAACUUCUUGGAGAUCAUCAUGCCGGGACCUUUUCUGAGGUUCGACAACACGGCCCCUUGGAAGAUGUUGAUAAGGCCGUGGCAGCUAUCUUAAGCCAAGGGGAAGGAGUAGAUACUAUUCUAUCUCUCGGUGGCGGUUCUCCUAUCGAUACAGCAAAGGUAAUUUCUUUGCGUGUAAGCGAAACACGAGGCAAAUUUCUCACUCACUUGACAAUACCGACUACCUUGAGUGCGGCUGAAUGUACAUCUGGCGGUGGAUAUACCAGGUCCGAUGGUGUCAAGGUCGGAUUCCGCAAACCAGAGAUGGGCGUGUCGGUCAUCUUUUACGACUCGUAUUAUGCGCGGUACACCCCCAAGGACCUCUGGUUGAGUACGGCUAUGCGUGCUAUGGAUCAUGCAGUCGAGUGUAUGUACCAUCCUCACUCAACCGAGGUCCCGUGGAAGGCUCUAUCACAAUGGGUUGUAAGGGAAUUGUUCGAGUGUUUACCUCUAGCUAGAGACUCUCAUCCUAACGAUGAAAACGUUAAUACUCGACUUAUGCUUGCAGCUUACGCUAGUUCUGGAUUGAAAGGAGACAAUCUCCCAGGUGGAAUGGGCCUGUCACACAGCUUAGGCCACGCACUCGGUAGCCCUUACGGCAUUCCACACGGUAUUACUUCGUGCAUGACGUUGGGGAAGGUGGUAAAGCUGAAAGCGUUUGAAUCGCCGGUAAAUGCUGGUCAAAUUGCCCGCCUCUCAGAGUCAACGGGAGGCAGUCGGACUGGGGACAAUUUUAGCGAUGCCAUUGCAGUUGGCGAUCGUAUACUGGAACUUGUGCAAUCUUUGAAUUUGAAUAUUGGUACUCUUUCCGAUCGAGGAGUCAGCAAGGACGAAGUACCCAUAAUAAUGCAGAGAGCAUUAGGCGGGAUCACCAAAGGGCCCCUUUAUGACCAGCUACACUUCUACAAAUUAAGAGCGGUUCAAAGGUCCUUUGUAUUCUCUGCUGAUAUGCACUGCUAA